Messenger RNA from Capra hircus (goat), 2078 nucleotides. It is a transcript of the gene PLAUR, whose product is annotated as plasminogen activator, urokinase receptor. The record is from RefSeq and is a predicted model, not a curated record. The coding region runs from base 127 to 1122 and encodes 331 amino acids. The transcript is spliced from 7 exons. Lineage: Eukaryota; Metazoa; Chordata; Mammalia; Artiodactyla; Bovidae. Gene Ontology annotation, cellular component: plasma membrane.
CGCAUCUGGGGCUGACUCGCUCUUUCGCAAACUUCUGGGAGGAGCCCCCAGGGCCACAAAACUGUCUCCUUCCGGGGGCCAGACUGAGAGGUGCAGGGAGAUCGCGAGCAGGAGCCACCGUCGGACAUGGACCAAAAAUCGCUGCUGCUACUGCUGUUGGUUCACACCUACAUUCCAGCCUCUUGGGGCCUGCGAUGCGUCCAGUGUAAGAACGCAACGAGCUGCAGUGUUGAAGAGUGUGCUCCUGGUCAGGACCUCUGCAGGACCACGGUCCUGAGUGUGUGGGAAGGCAGCAACAAGAUGAAUGUGAUGAGAAAAGGCUGUACCCAUCCGGACAAGACCAACAGGUCCAUGAGCUAUCGGGCUGGAAAUCAGAUCAUCACCCUUUCAGAGGCCGUGUGCGGGUCAGACUUGUGCAACAAGCCCAACCCUGGUCCAGAUGCUACUUUUUCCAGAAACCGCUACCUUGAAUGUGCUUCCUGUGCCUCGACAGACCUCACCUGUGAGAGGGGCUGGGACCAGAGCAUGCAAUGCCUCAAAUCUCGAGAUCAGUGCGUGGAUGUGAUAACCCACCGGAGCCUGAAAGAGAAUCCAGAGGAUGAGCGCCACAUGAAAGGCUGCGGCAUCCUUCCUGGCUGCCCAGGCCCCACCGGAUUCCACAACAACCAUACCUUCCACUUCCUGCGGUGCUGCAACACCACCAAAUGCAAUGCGGGCCCAGUCCUGGAGAUUCAAAACCUGCCACCAAACGGCUUGCAGUGUUACAGCUGUGAGGGGAACAGCGCCCACAGAUGUUCCUCUGAAGAAACUUUCCUCAUUGACUGCCGCGGCCCUAUGAAUCGAUGUCUGGAAGCGACAGGCACUAAAGGACUGAGGAACCCAAGCUACACCAUCAGAGGCUGCGCAGCCCCCUCGUGGUGCCAAAGCCUCCACGUGGCUGAAGCCUUCGACCUCACCCAUGUCAACGUCUCCUGCUGUACUGGAAAUGGCUGUAACCACCCAGCCAGGGACGCCCAGCCCCGCAAGGGGGGUGCCCCCCAGACCAGCCCUGCCCACCUCAGCUUCUUUGUCAGCCUGCUCUUGACUGCCAGACUUUGGGGAGCCACUCUCCUCUGCACUUGAACCCCACAUUCCCACCACACUGGCUGGAUCCAGGGGACCCCUUUGCCCUUCCCUCAGUUCCCAGCCCUACCAACUUACUGUGUGACCUCAGGCCAGUGGGCUGCCCUCUCUGGGCUUCAGUUUUCCCAGCUGCCCAGAGAGAGAGCUGUGAGAACCAGAGGAAAAAAGCUAGCAAAAGGCUGCCGGCCAGCAGGAGAGAGCUCAAGUGAUUAUUGAUAGUGUUGCGGCUAUUGUUAUUAUUAAUUAAUAUUUGUUUUAUUUAAUAUUUUAUACCGAAAUAUAAGUUCAGUAUUAAAGUAUGAAAAAUAAGAUUUUUGAACCAGUGAACAAGGCCACAUCUGCCCUUCUCCAGAGAGGAUGAAUGGGGGGGGGGCACCUUUUCACAGGCUCCUGGAAUUAGGGGGUCAUAUUGCAGGACCCAGGCAUUAGAGACCCCGGCCUUGGGAGCUGUCCCACACAGCCUUCCACCCAAAGCCACCUCCACAUCUAUUUCUGGCCUCCAAAUGCAACUUUCCAACUCACUGACCCAAGCAUUAACCUGCCAGUCUCUUCUCCCACAUCCAAAGGUCAAGACUAUUUUGUUACUCUAAAGGGACAUGUCUGCGUUUCCUAGGGGGCUCUGAGACAGGAGAUGAAUAGAUGACCCCUGGGAGCCCUGCCAUGAGGACUAAGGACAGGACUUCAUACCCUUGCUGCUCUGUGGGCCGGAGAUAAAGGCUGGGCUAUAUUUCCUAGGAUGCUCUCAGGCCAACUGAGAAAAAGCCAGAACUACCAUUUCUUUUGUUUCUCUUUUUAAUUUAUUUUUUGUGAGAACUACCAUUUCAAUGGUACUCUUCGACCACAACAUGGCAGAAUUCAUGUUUUCCAUGGUUUGCUGAGGCAAGCCUGCAGAGACAAAAUUGUUUCCCUGGAAUGCUAUGAAGAAAAAGAACAUUUUCCAUGGUAUCUGGGGGCAG